AUUUGCUUUCCCCUCUCAAAGAGCCGCCAUUCUUUGAUGAUUGGGCAGCGGCGAACUUCAAAGUAAUAAAUCUUAUUUCUGACUGGCUGGCGGCCCACCAAAGUCCUUAUCAAAUUCUAAGAAGUGAUCCCUCACUCUUCAGAUAGACCGAGGAUAUAUCGGCGAGAGGAGGCACUGAAGACCUGCUCCGACCAGAACCCGGGCUUGUUUUUUUUUUUUUUUCUCCUCCUCCUCUUCCUUUUCUCCUUUUGCUCUGAAUGCCACAUAUUCAUCAAAAAAUUAGCGCGUUUGUUUAUUAAUAGUUUGCAGCGGGAGGAGGAGGACGCGCACCAUGGCAGCGGUGGCUGUUCUGCGGAAUGAAACCCUGCAAGCUUUUCUCCAGGAUCGCACUCCCAACUCCUCUCCAGAGAACUGUAAGCACUCCCCGCUGGCGCUCCUGGCCGCCACCUGUAACCGGAUCGGACACCACCACGGAUCCAACCACCCGGACUUCCUCCAAGUCCCCUACGAUCCCACUCUGGGCUCCCCCUCGCGACUGUUUCACCCGUGGACUAACGAGGGGAGCCCCCAAAGCAGCCUGGCCGGCAACUCCACUUUCGGACUAUCCUCCAAGCCUCAGCUGUCUGCGCACAUCCAGAGCUCCUUCAGCACGCACCACGAACUGCCCCUCACCCCUCCGGCGGACCCCUCCUACCCCUAUGACUUCUCCCCGGUUAAAAUGUUACCUUGCUCCAUGCAGUCUCUCCAGUCCACCUGUCCUCCCACCUACGUCCCUGCCGUCAGCUACGCAGCUCCGGCGCCCAUCCCGCCCCAGAUGCCGGGCUUCGUGACGGGACCGUCCGGCCUGGUCCACCAGCAGCAGAGACAGUUGUCCCCGAACCCCGGGGAGGACAUCCCGUGGUGGAGCCUGCAGCAGGGCAACCACGUCGGCCACUCUUCCUCUCUGGGUCCGCACCGCUUCCAGCUGCAGAGAGGCUUGGUGCUGGGGCACACGGACUUUGCGCAAUACCAGACUCAAAUCGCCGCUCUGCUGCACACCAAGUCGCCCCUGGCGACCGCGCGGAGGUGCAGGCGGUGCCGGUGCCCCAACUGCCAGUCGUCCACCUCCAGCGACGAGCCCGGAAAGAAGAAGCAGCACAUCUGCCACAUACCGGGCUGCGGGAAGGUGUACGGGAAGACGUCGCACCUCAAGGCGCACCUGAGGUGGCACUCCGGGGAGCGGCCGUUCGUGUGCAACUGGCUGUUCUGCGGCAAGAGCUUCACCAGGUCGGACGAGCUGCAGAGACACCUGAGGACUCACACAGGGGAGAAGCGCUUUGUGUGCCCGGACUGCUGCAAGAGGUUCAUGAGGAGCGACCAUCUUGCCAAACACGUGAAAACGCACCAGAACAAGAGAAGCAAGUGCCACGAGAAGACGCUUGAUCACGUCAAGAGAGAGGACACCAGGAAUAUGUUGUAACACGGUUCACUUCGCCCCAUUUCGUACCCAGGCGUUGCCAUUUCGUACCUGCACACUGUAGCGCUGCUUAUCCGCCUCCCCCCUGACAUUCCAUGUUGCUAUUCCCCGAAAAUACCAGGAUAAUGAAUGAAGAGACUUAUAAUUUAAUUCAAUCUCAUUCUCUUUUCUGUUCAGUUGACUGCUGUGCUGAUUUGUACAGAACAAUCAACUCUUAAGAAAACUAACCGUUUAUGACCCCUGACCUUCUAAAAAGAUAACAAUUGACUUCCAGGCCAUGAGAAAAUAAAGGGAAAUUACUUGAAAUAUCAGCUGCCAGUUGCAGGGAUGAAAUGACCAAAAGUACAAAAUGGCAAGGCAGCAAUCUGACCAGCACUCCUUAAGGCUCAACACACCUGCCAGUUGUUUCAAGCAGAAGACAAACAGCACCUUAGUGCAAUACAGUUUCAGUCAUUAGUUAAAGUACAAAUUAGGCAGCUUUUUUUUCUUUUCUUUUUUCUUUUUUUUUUUUUACAGGAUAUUUGGACUUUUCGGGUUGACUUCUUACAUCCUGAUUGUGGUUUUUGACAUUUCUCUCUCUCUGUGUGUAAAAAGUUUAGUGAGUUCAUUCAAGAAGUUCAAUCAAGUUUGGGAUAUUCACUGUUCAUAUAACAUCUGAGAAAAGACAAGUUUUAUGACUUGUGUUUUGAUUCAUUGUCUUCGGUGGAAGAUUUCACUCCCCUGUAAAUUCUAUUUAAUAGCUUUUGUUGAAUGAAAGUGUCUGUUUUUUGCUCCAUAUGGGGGUGUUUUCCGUUUUUUUAUUCUUAAAAAAAAAAGCAUGCUCUUGAAAAGAUCUGCUAUCGUUGCGAUGACCCAAAGUACUGCGUGAAAAUAAAAGUUAUUAAAAAAAAAUGUG
Poeciliopsis prolifica (blackstripe livebearer) is the source of this 2351-nucleotide messenger RNA. It is a transcript of the gene sp5a, whose product is annotated as Sp5 transcription factor a. Lineage: Eukaryota; Metazoa; Chordata; Actinopteri; Cyprinodontiformes; Poeciliidae. Gene Ontology annotation, molecular function: DNA-binding transcription factor activity, RNA polymerase II-specific; RNA polymerase II cis-regulatory region sequence-specific DNA binding. The coding region runs from base 332 to 1459 and encodes 375 amino acids. The record is from RefSeq and is a predicted model, not a curated record. Gene Ontology annotation, biological process: regulation of transcription by RNA polymerase II. The transcript is spliced from 2 exons.